UGACGGCUCGCAUUCGCAGAAAGCGUUGUUUUGCUUCAUCUUCAGCUAACUUUCAGCCAAGUAGACACCUCUUUCACACUCAAACUUCAAAAUGUCUUCAGACUUUGAAGCCUACGAACAGGACUUUGGAACCCUGACAGCAGAAAUAACAAACAAAAUUGGAAGGAUUCCCAAAUUAGGUGGAAAGGAGAAGACACAGCUGGUUCUAAAUGUCGACAAACAGCUUGAAGAAGUCAGAGAAUUGAUGGAGCAGAUGGAUCUGGAGGUGCGUGAGAUCCCCAUCCAGAGCAGAGGCAUAUACCAGAGCAGACUGAAGAGCUACAAGGGGGAGAUGGAGAAGCUGGAGAAAGACUUUAAAAGGUCACGUAUCGCCUACAGUGAUGACGUGCGGAACGAGCUCCUGGGGGAAGACGCUGGCUCCUCGGAGAGUCAGAGAGCACAUCUGUUGGACAACACAGAGAAGCUGGAAAGGUCAUCUCGGAGGCUGGAAGCUGGCUACCAGAUAGCAGUGGAAACCGAUGCACAAGCUGAAACGACAAAUGCUCAGGGAGAACCAAUGCUGAGAGGCAACAGCCGAGUCACGUUGGGAACACUGUCAGACCACAGACAACAAACAAUCUUAGAACUCAAACGUGUUGAGACCCCAGACGUGUGAGAAAUGCAGGACCUUCAAAAAGUAUUCACACCCCUCGACUUUUUCAAAAUGUUGUUGUAUUUACAGCCUGAAUUAAACAUGUAUUAAAUUGACAUUUUGUGUCACUGGUCUACACACUGUACUCCAUAAUGUCAAAGUGGAAUUAUGUUUUUAGAAAUUCAUCAAAAAUUAAAAGUGGAAAUGGCUUGAGUCAAACUCUUUCUUAUGGCAAACCUAAAUAAGUUCAGGAGUAAAAAUGUGCUUACAUAGCAUGAUUUUUGAAUGACGAUGUCAUCUCUGUACCCCACACAUGCAAUUAUCUGUAAGUUCCCUCGGUCUAGCAGUUCAUUUCAAACACAGAUUGAACCACAAAGACCAGGGAGGUUUUCCAAUGCCUCGCAAAGAAGUGUAGAUUGGUAACAAUAAUACAAAAUAAAAAUAUUCUAAAACAUGCAUCCUGUUUGCAUCAAAGCACUGAUGUAAAGCUGCAAAAAAUGUGGCAAAGAAAUUGACUUUAAGUCCUGAAUAAAAAGUGUUGUGUUUGGGGCAAAUAAAACACAUCACUGAGUACCACUCUUUAUAUUUAGUACCAUAUCUUUAUAUUUUCAAGCAUGAUGGUGGGUGCAUCAUGUUAUGGGUAUGCUUGUCAUCGGCAAGUACUCAGGAGUUCUUUAGAAUAAAAAUAAACUGAAUAGAUAAUCCUAGAGGAAAACCUGGUUCAGUCUGCUUUCCAACAGAUACUGGGGGACAUAUUCACCUUUCAGCAGGAAAAUUACCAAAACCACAAGGCCAAAUAUACACUGGAGUUUCUUACCAAGAAGACAUUAAAUGUUCCUAAGUGGCAGUUUUGAAUUAAAUCGUCUUGAAAAUCAAUGGCAAGACUUGAAAAUGGCUGUGUAGUGAUGGUCAAUAACCAACUUGACAGAGCUUGAAGAAUUGUUCAAGUAAUAAUAUGCAAAUAUUGUACAGUCCAGGUGUGCAAAGCUCUUAGAGACUUACUCAAAAAGAGUCACCUUUGGCAGAGCUGUAAUCCCUGCCAAAGGUGAUUCUAACAUGUGUUGACCUAGGGUUGUGAAUGCUGAUGUACAUGAGAGAUUUCUGUUUUUAAUUUUCAAUAAAUUAGCAAAAAUGUGUAAACCUUGUUUUAUAUAUCAUUAUAGGGUAUUGUGUGUCAAUUUUAAUAAUUUUUGAAUUCAGGCUGUAACACAAAAAAUUGUGGAUUAAGUCAAUGGGUGUGAAUACUUUCUGAAGGCACUGAGAACACAAACGUUGACUGGUGGUCAUUCCAAUGCUGUUUCAACAACCUGUACUGCAUAUUUACAUCGGUGGACAAUCACAGCACCACGAGAAGACAUGAAAUUCAGUGGUUUUGUAGUCAUUCUGUUUAAUGUUUUUCAUUGUAUUUUAGUGUUGACAAAAUUCACAAAAGAUUUUUGAAAGAUUUUAUUUUGUGCAAGUGCUCAAUUCACUUGUUUGGCCUAACAAAUGCCCCAUUCAGUUAUCUCACUUUCAAACUAAAAGAGAUAAUGAUACGAGUAUGUACCGGGCUUUUAUUCAUCGUUCUGAAGCAUAAACAUUUCUACAUUUUUAAGAUUGCUUAAAAUGGAUAAAGGAUAUGCUUUGAAAUGUUGAAUGUCGGGAUGGAUAUUGUUUUAAAAGGGUUAAACAAUAAUAAUCUGUGCGUUGUGUUUGUCCAAUUAAAAAUACUUACUCUGGUCAUAAAUACGCUGUUACACGAAACACAAACUCUUUUUAAGACGGAAAAUUAAAGCAUCCUUAAGUGAAGAACAGUUAGUGUAGCUAUUUUACAAUAAUUCUAAGUCACCCUCCAAAUCCACACAAUAUAUAAUUAUGCCCCAUAAGUACUGUAAUUGACCAAUGGGGAGAAAAAAAAUAUUUAAAGACAGUUUCUCUUUUCUUUCAAAGAGAGAGAGAUCCUGAACA
Oncorhynchus masou masou (cherry salmon) is the source of this 2578-nucleotide messenger RNA. RefSeq names its product vesicle transport through interaction with t-SNAREs homolog 1A-like. Gene Ontology annotation, molecular function: SNAP receptor activity; SNARE binding. NCBI's taxonomy places the organism in Eukaryota, Metazoa, Chordata, Actinopteri, Salmoniformes, Salmonidae. Gene Ontology annotation, biological process: vesicle fusion with Golgi apparatus; Golgi to vacuole transport; intracellular protein transport. Gene Ontology annotation, cellular component: late endosome membrane; ER to Golgi transport vesicle membrane; SNARE complex. Bases 92 to 655 code for a protein of 187 amino acids. The transcript has 6 exons. The record is from RefSeq and is a predicted model, not a curated record.